This is a messenger RNA of Pipistrellus nathusii (Nathusius's pipistrelle), 864 nucleotides long. NCBI's taxonomy places the organism in Eukaryota, Metazoa, Chordata, Mammalia, Chiroptera, Vespertilionidae. The record is from the annotation of a GenBank genome assembly.
AUGGUGACGAGCUGGGGUAUGGCCGUCAAUGUGUACUCCACAUCCGUGACCAGUGAGAAUCUGAGUCGCCAUGAUAUGCUUGCGUGGGUCAAUGACUCCCUGCACCUCAACUAUACCAAGAUAGAACAGCUCUGUUCAGGGGCAGCCUACUGCCAGUUCAUGGACAUGCUCUUCCCGGGCUGCGUGCACUUGAGGAAGGUGAAGUUCCAGGCCAAGCUAGAGCACGAGUACAUCCAAAACUUCAAGGUGCUGCAAGCAGCUUUUAAGAAGAUGGGUGUUGACAAAAUAAUUCCUGUAGAGAAAUUAGUGAAAGGAAAAUUCCAAGAUAAUUUUGAGUUUAUUCAGUGGUUUAAGAAAUUCUUUGACGCAAACUAUGAUGGAAAGGAAUACAACCCUCUGCUGGCGCGGCAGGGCCAGGACGUAGCACCACCUCCUAACCCAGGUGAUCAGAUCUUCAACAAAUCCAAGAAACUCAUUGGCACAGCAGUUCCACAGAGGACGUCCCCCACAGGCCCCAAAAACAUGCAGACCUCUGGCCGGCUGAGCAACGUGGCCCCACCCUGCAUCCUCCGGAAGAACCCCCCGUCGGCCCGAAACGGUGGCCAUGAGACUGAUGCCCAAAUCCUUGAACUCAACCAGCAGCUGUUGGAUUUGAAGCUGACAGUGGACGGGCUGGAGAAGGAGCGUGACUUCUACUUCAGCAAACUCCGAGACAUCGAGCUCAUCUGCCAGGAACACGAAAGCGAGAACAGCCCUGUCAUCUCGGGCAUCAUCGGCAUUCUCUAUGCCACCGAGGAAGGCUUUGCACCUCCUGAGGACGACGAGAUUGAGGAACACCAACAAGAAGACCAGGACGAGUACUGA